Debaryomyces hansenii CBS767 is the source of this 978-nucleotide messenger RNA. RefSeq lists its product as uncharacterized. Bases 1 to 978 code for a protein of 325 amino acids. The record is from RefSeq and is a predicted model, not a curated record. Gene Ontology annotation, cellular component: kinetochore. The transcript has a single exon. Gene Ontology annotation, molecular function: nucleic acid binding. NCBI's taxonomy places the organism in Eukaryota, Fungi, Ascomycota, Pichiomycetes, Serinales, Debaryomycetaceae.
AUGGUUAAGAGGAAGCCUAACGUUUUUGGUAGCUCUUCUGAUUCUGAUUCCGAUUCUGAAUACCAUAAGGUUGUAAAUACCAAGCGCAAGAAGAAGCCGCCUAUAUUUGAUACCAUAAAAAAUAAUGAUAUUGACAGGCGUGGGUGUGAAAAUGAACAUGAUGAAGAAGAGGAUUAUAUGAAAUAUUCAACGGAGAAUUUGCUCAAUGAAGAUAAAGAAGGGAUAGAUCAUUCCAACACAAAGAGGUUUGAAGGAAUGAAAUAUGACGAAGUUCAACAGGUCAAACGAGAAGAAGCUUUAAACCAGUCUUUAUUCACUAACAAACAUGCAAAAAACUCUAUUGGUCUCAGUAUUAUGGAAAAGAUGGGAUUCAAGGUUGGAGACUCGUUGGGUAAUGCGGGAAAAGAUGAGAAAAUAGUAACAACCCCUAUAGACGUACUGAUCAAAACAAAUAGAUUAGGGAUAGGAGCAUCCAAUUCUAAACAGAAUAGUCAAUCGGGACCGCAAACCGAGGUAGACGUCCUGGGGUAUAGGGACCGUAUUCAGAAAUCGAAAACCAACAGUAAAAAUGAAUUCAUGAUAAAUAAGGCCAUGAAAAUUUGUUUCGAACUAAGUGGAGAUUCUGAAGAAUAUUAUAAUGAUAAAAACAUUUUCAAACCUCAAGAAGUGAAUAUACUAUGGAGACCCUACGUGAUAGAUAUAAUAGAAAAGGAUCUGGCUAAUAGGCUCAACCAGAAGGUUAUAAGAAUAGAUGAAAACAAAGAACCUGAGUCCCGAACUUGUACGAAUAGAGAAAACCUUGAUAAGGACUAUGAGCUAUAUUUACUAUCCGAACCCUUGGAUAAAUUGGAGAGGCUUCUAAAAUAUAUGAGGCAUAGCCAUCAUUAUUGCUUUUAUUGCGGAUGUUCGUUUAAGGACCAGAAAGAUUUGAUUGGAAGUUGUCCAGGUAUACACGAAGAAGAUCAUCUCGAUCUAUAA